Messenger RNA from Cornus florida, 1546 nucleotides. Its product is annotated as multiple organellar RNA editing factor 8, chloroplastic/mitochondrial-like. The record is from RefSeq and is a predicted model, not a curated record. NCBI's taxonomy places the organism in Eukaryota, Viridiplantae, Streptophyta, Magnoliopsida, Cornales, Cornaceae. The transcript has 4 exons. Gene Ontology annotation, cellular component: mitochondrion. Gene Ontology annotation, biological process: mitochondrial mRNA modification; cytidine to uridine editing. The coding region runs from base 78 to 1349 and encodes 423 amino acids.
UUUCAUUUCCUCACACACUAGCCCUUCUCUCUCUAUCCACCACUGGUAUUAGGGUUUUGCAGAGCGAAACCAAAGAAAUGGCGACUCGUCUUUUCACUCGCUCCAUACUCACCACCAAACAAACAAUCACUUCGGUCCUCUCUCGCUCCUACGCCUCUCUUUCUCUAUCCACACCCCCAUCCUCUCUCUCUGCUUCCUAUAUCCUCCGCCUCCGUCCUCUCGUCGCCGCCUCCGCUAGCUUCCGCCAUCUCUCACCGUUGUCAGCUACGAUCCGAGGCUUCUCGACUCGUCAGACGACGUCCUCUCUCAACGAUCAGAACCCUAACUGGUCGAAUCGUCCCCCGAAGGAGACGAUACUGCUCGAUGGUUGCGAUUUCGAGCACUGGCUUAUUGUUAUGGAGAAGCCUGAGGGUGACCCCACCAGAGACGACAUCAUUGAUAGUUAUAUCAAAACCCUAGCUCAAGUUAUCGGAAGCGAGGAAGAAGCAAGGAUGAAAAUCUACUCGGUUUCGACAAAACACUACUGGGCAUUUGGGGCUCUUGUAUCUGAAGAACUUUCAUACAAGAUCAAAGAAUUGCCAAGGGUCAGGUGGGUGCUUCCUGAUUCUUACUUGGAUGUGAAGAAUAAAGACUAUGGAGGUGAACCUUUUAUUAAUGGGCAGGCUGUACCAUAUGACCCCAAGUACCAUGAAGAGUGGGUGAGAAACAACACUCGGGCAAAUGAAAGAAAUAGGCGCAAUGACAGACCUCGUAACUUUGAUCGGUCAAGGAACUUCGAAAGAAGAAGAGAUAAUAUGCAGAAUCGGGGACCCAAUAUGGGAGGAGGGCCACCUGGUAACAUGGGAGGCGCCCCCAAUGCAGGAGGAGGGCCACCUGGUAACAUGGGAGGAGUGCCACCAAAUAACACGGGAGGAGGCGGCCCCAAUAUGCAACCCAAUUACCAAGGAGGCGGCCCCAAUAUGCAACCCAAUUACCAAGGAGGUGGCCCCAAUAGGGGAGGAAUGCCACCCAAUUACCAAGGAGGUGGCCCCAAUAUGGGAGGAAUGCCACCCAGUAACAUGGGAGGAGCACCAAACAUGGGAGGGCAGGGCAAUAACAUGGGAGGGCCACCCAACUGGGGUGGAAUGCAUCACAACAACACAGGUGGAGCGCCCAAUAAUGCACCAAAUUACCAAUACAACAAUGGACCUGGCAAUGAAGGCAUGCCUUACCAAAGCAGGGAAAUGCCUGGUCCUGGGCCAAACAGGGAUUACCAGAAUAGUUAUGCUCCAAACAUGGCUGGUGAAAACCCUCAACAGACUCAGAACAUGCCCGGAAGAGAUAUGCCUCCACCACCAAACUAUCGCUAGGACCACUGUUUGCUAAGGAUGAAAUUUCGUCUAGGACCACUGUUUGCUUAGGAUGAAAUUUCGUAAUUCUAGGACUUAUAAGUAUUCGCUAAUGACUUUCAUAGUAUGAAUGUUCUUUUGGUUUGAUUGACGGUUAAGAAUUGUUGGAUGUGCAUAUGAGCUGGCUUAUGAUUUUAAUGUGGUAACUGUUUAAGUUA